Messenger RNA from Zootermopsis nevadensis, 2061 nucleotides. Lineage: Eukaryota; Metazoa; Arthropoda; Insecta; Blattodea; Termopsidae. The record is from RefSeq and is a predicted model, not a curated record.
UGACUAGAAAUGUGUCUACACGUCCCUUUCAUGGCGUAGAGUACAUCCCAAUUGUCACGCGGUUUUAGACUCUCAGUUCUACGUUCUCAAACCACUAGGAAAGAACGGUCAUACCUAAGUGGCAUAAAAAAUGUUUGAGAAACUUUUAUAUUGCCCUGUAUUAGAAGUCUUUCGAUGGUGUAAAUGUGAAUUAAAAAUUGUUCAGUUUCGGAGGAUAGGGCACAAAUUUUGAUGUAGUACCGUGAAAAUUUAACAAUGACUUGCGAUCGAUAUAUUGACAAGGAAAAUUUAUAUUCCUCUUUUUUCUUCUUCUUUUGAUAUACAUAAAAAACAGACAGACUGACUGGAUGACUAACCAACUAACUAGCCAUCUUGUAUAAGAACCAGAAGCUAAAGUAUCGUUAAUAUCAAUGCCCGCCAUUAGACAUCCACCUCCCAUACUCGCAUCCUAUUUAAUAUUUGCCCUCUUUUCGUUUCUCGUUUCUUUUAAAUGGUUGUAUUCCCUUCGACGAUACGUAUGCAAGAUAGUCGAAAAAUUGUCGUUAAAUAACCCAUAAAUAUAGCAAUGAUAGUAACAAUGCACAUUUCUCAACUAUGCAAUUUACCAUCGACACGGCGUAAUACAUUUCGUAACUUUCUGUUUAUGCACCAAACAUAGGUUUCUUACCGAAACUGGUUAUUCAACUUCACUUUCUCUGCGUUUCAUGACCACGCGUGUUAAGAGGGAACUGUGUAUGGUUCCGACAUCUUGUAAUUGGCAACAACAUCUCAGGGCCAAACACUCAGAAUCAGCGGUUGGAGUAGAGAUCGUGGCACCAACAGAAGGCGGGCAACUCCAAAGAGAGAAGCGGUCUAUUCUUCUCGCAAAAACUUUGGCUUUCGGGAAAGGACUGCUGAUUGGAAAAGUUGCGGGCAUUGCUCUCGGGGCGCAUUUGGGUUAUUACGGAGGUCUUUAUGAUCGUGCCUAUGGUGGUUAUGGAGGAUACAGAGGUUAUGGUGGGGAUGGCGGGUAUGGGGGGCAUGGGGGUUAUGGAGGGUAUGGUGGGCAUGGCGGUUAUGAAGCCAUGAUUACUAUCCUAGCCAAGGUGGAGGCGAAUUCGGAGGAUCCUACAGCCAGAGCCAAUCCUCCAGUUCAAGCCAUGGUGGUGGCUGGGGAGGGGGAAGCUACUCCUCCAGCCAGGCCGGUUCUUCUGCUUCUGGAUAUGGAUGGGGUAGAUGAAAUAUGACGUCAUUCGUGAAGUGUUCAUUAUGAAUUUAAGUAAAAAAAAAAUAUUCGAACUGAAGAGGAGUUUUGAAUUUUAGCGCCCCAAAUUUUUGCAUUUGUGUUUAGGCGUAAUGAUUUGGAUACUGAGUUUUUAUUCAGUAAGAUUUUCAUCCCUUGGUUGUGGUGUUCAUGGAAAUUGAAAUAUAAUUUUCGAUUGCGAAAAGAUUCAGUACCAAGACACAACAACUGAAGAUUAUUUCACUGUAUAUUCUUAAAAACUAAAAAUAUUCUAAGAAGUUAUUCAGUGUUUCAAAGGAAGAGAUUCCAUUUGUGGCAUGAAACAGAUUAAUUAGUUUUACAUCAAGCACAAUAAUUGAUUGUUAAAGAGGGUGUUACAAACACUUUAGCGUUAAGUGAAUCUGACAGUCAUCAUUUCCAAGUAAUGAAGAGGAUGGACAUCAGUUUCAGUAAUUUAUCGCUUACUAAUUACACUCAUGGUCCUGUUCCCUGUAUUUCUGAAAAAUGGAUAAUGUAAUUAGAGUCAUAAAUACGUUUGUUCAUUAAACAUACUCCGGGAGAGAGGUGUGUGUUUGCAAUGUGUAUUCCACAUGAGAAUGUUCUAUUCUUGUUGUGACAGUACACAAGAAGAAUAUAAUCCGACAAUGCUCAAGAAAUAUUGCAGAUAAAAGAGUUAAUGAUUAUUUGAUGUGUAAUUAAAAUUAGGUUAAAUAGUAAAGAUAUGAAUGGCUGAAAUAUUACAUGAAUAUUUAUGCAAACAUGACAACAUAGGAAUCCUUCUUUGUGACUUCUCUUGCUCAAAACCGUAAUAAAGACAUUACUUUUUAUGAAAUAUUAAA